AUGUCCUCUGGUGGUCUCGUAUCUGCUCUCUCUGGAUUCAAAAAGUCGCUCAGUUUCACGUGGAUUGGCUGGCCUGGAUUCUUCAUUCCGCCUAAAGACAGACCGCUCGUAGACAAACGACUGAUGGAGGAGUAUUCAUGUCAGGCCGUUUAUCUGGAGGACGACCUCGCUGAUCGUCAUUAUAACGGUUUUUCGAAUUCUAUCCUUUGGCCACUUUUCCACUAUCAUCCCGGAGAGAUGAACUUUGAUGAAGAGAACUGGCUGGCGUAUCGUCAAGCGAACAUGCAGUUUGCGGAGGCUGUUCGGCAACAAAUUACACCAGGAGCGAUGGUCUGGGUGCAGGAUUAUCAUCUCAUGCUCCUUCCGAUGCUUCUCCGGGGUCUUAUAGAUGGCAAUAAAGCUGGCGGAGAAUAUACGGUAAAUGAAUUGCACAAAAUAACAGAGGGAAUUGAAGGUGAAGAUCCCACAAUAACUAAGGAAAAGGUGCCGGGAAUCAAGAUAGGAUUCUUUCUCCAUACCCCAUUUCCAAGUAGUGAGAUCUACAGAAUUCUUCCCGUUCGACGCGAAAUCCUUCUCGGUAUACUGUAUUGUGAUCUCAUAGGUUUCCAUACCUAUGAUUAUGCUCGUCACUUCUUGUCAUCGUGUACACGUAUUCUCGGGCUCCCUACUAUGCCCAAUGGUGUUGAGUUUGAGGGCCGCAUGGCUCACGUUGGCACUUUCCCGAUUGGUAUAGAACCUGGCUCUUUUGUUGAGAACCUCAAAAAAGAGUCGGUGAAAGCGCGAAUUGCCGCACUCGAGCAGCGGUUCCAUGGCAUGAAAGUCAUUGUUGGUGUUGACCGAUUGGACUACAUUAAGGGAGUUCCUCAAAAGCUUCAUGCAUUGGAGCUUUUCCUUUCUCAACACCCGGAAUGGAUAGGCAAAGUCGUGCUAGUUCAGCUCGCCGUUCCCUCACGUCAGGACGUUGAAGAAUAUCAGAACCUUCGAUCUAUUGUGAACGAACUGGUUGGUCGUAUCAAUGGACGCUUUGGGACCGUUGACUUCAUGCCGAUUCACUUCAUGCACAAAAGCUUGCCCUUCGACGAACUUUGUGCGUUAUAUGCCGUCUCUGACGUGUGUUUGGUGACCAGUACUCGUGACGGUAUGAACCUAGUUUCUUACGAAUACAUCGCUUGCCAGCAAGCCCGCCAAGGUGUCAUGAUCCUAUCCGAGUUCGCCGGCGCCGCACAAAGCCUUAAUGGGUCGAUUGUUGUCAAUCCAUGGGAUUCUCAGCAAGUUGCGGACGCUAUACACGAAGCUGUGAUUAUCGAUGCCCCUACGCGCGCUGAAAACCAUAGAAAGCUGUUCAAGUACGUGAAUAAAUACAGUGCGGCGUUCUGGGGAACGAGCUUUAUUAAAGAGAUGACUCGCAUCAAACCUGGGGAUGUGGGUAAGGAAAAGGAAGGACAGGCGGUGUUGACAGCGAAAGGUGAGGCAGGAGGGUUCGGACAUUCCGUUCCAGGGCCUCCCUCCAUCAAGGCAUAG
Molecule: messenger RNA, 1521 nt
Organism: Lentinula edodes (shiitake mushroom)
Lineage: Eukaryota; Fungi; Basidiomycota; Agaricomycetes; Agaricales; Omphalotaceae
Product: alpha,alpha-trehalose-phosphate synthase TPS1 subunit
Exons: 5
Coding region: 1-1521 (506 amino acids)
Biological process (GO): cellular response to heat; trehalose biosynthetic process
Cellular component (GO): cytosol; alpha,alpha-trehalose-phosphate synthase complex (UDP-forming)
Molecular function (GO): catalytic activity
Source: RefSeq, a predicted model, not a curated record